AUGUCUUCACAAAUUCCAACUUUACUCAACCCAUCUUUUUUGACAUCUGGUUUAAGUACUGGCUGCUUUAAUUUUGUAAAUAAAAUUGCAGAGGCUAGAAGUAAACAGGAAGAAGAUCAAAUUGUUGCCCAAGAAAUAGAUGGGUUAAAAAGUAAAUUGAAUCUGCCAGAGAUUUCAUCGACUAAAAUCAAAGAUUAUAUAAUUAGAUUGAUUUAUUGUGAUAUGUUGGGACAUAAUGUAGAUUUUGGACACAUUCAUGCAGUGAAAUUGGCUCAAAGUGCUAAAACUUUGUGGGAUAAAAGAACAGGAUACUUGGCAUGUUCUUUAUUUUUACAUGAAACUCACGAACUAAGUAUAAUGUUGAUCAAUACAAUAUUGAAGGAUCUUCAAAGUAAUGACCAUCUUGAAAUUUGUGCAGCAUUGACAGCACUUUGUCAUUUAUUGAAUCCUGAUAUGAAACCAGCAGUAAUUGGAAUUGUAGAAGAUAAAUUAAAUCAUCCAAAAGAAAUUAUACGUAAAAAAGCAAUUAUGGUAUUUCAUAAAUUAUUUCAAGACGAUCCUGACAUGAUGGUUACAUAUCCAAAUCUAGAAGUUAAAUUUCGCCAAUUAUUGACGAGAAAAGAUCCACAUACGUUGAAUGCUCUAUUAUGUCUUUAUGCAGAUUUUGCAAACCCUGCAAGUUUUAAGGAUUUGGUUCCAAUUCUUAUAAAUGUUUUAGAACAAGUGUUGGAUAGAUGUGUUAGUACAGAAGUCGGACCAAUUAUAAUUCAUACAUUAAAAAAAGCUGAAAAUGGAGUUGACGCAGCUUAUGAAGCUUUGUAUACGAUGGAUCCAAUAUGGUGGGUUGAGAAUGAUUGGUGGACAGAAGAAAAGAUGAGGAUAUUGGUGGAUUGUUUAGAGGAAAAAGAUGAAACAUUGAAGAAAAAGACAUUAGAUUUACUUUAUAAAAUGGCCAAUCCACAAAAUGUAGCUGUAGUUGUUGAACAUAUGUUAGAAGCCUUACGUACAAUAUCGUUAAUACCCUCAGAUGAUUUAUCAAAGAAAUUGUUGGUUAAUAGAAUUAUUGAGAUUUCUAAAAAAUAUCCUUGA
This is a messenger RNA of Entrophospora sp. SA101, 1089 nucleotides long. Lineage: Eukaryota; Fungi; Glomeromycota; Glomeromycetes; Entrophosporales; Entrophosporaceae. The record is from the annotation of a GenBank genome assembly.